UAAUAAAUGUCCUUUUUACCUUUCUUUGGCGCAGAUGGCUUGAUGAAAUAGGGCAGGUUUUUGGUGGCUCCGCGCAAUUCCUGCUUCAGGGCCAACAUGUAUUCGACUUCUUCCCCCGUUUGCAGAGGGACCGGCUUAUAGUCCAGGGGCUGCAAGGACAGGCCAGGAAGGCAAGGACUGCAUUCAUUGGUUGCUUCUACCCAACACGACGGCGAAGAGGAGGAGGAGGAGGAAGAUGAAGCCAGAAAAGGAAAGAUCCCACCUUCGUGCAUUUUGCACAGAAGCGGCUCGCAAAACGCAAGGACUAAAAAUGUGCCGGAGACGGAGGCAUUGAAUUGGUAACUGCUAGAAAUCUGGGGGUGUUUCAGGGGUUUGAAAGGCACCCUUUCCCUCCUGUCCCCCCCCAAAUAACCCCCCAUAAACACUUGCACAGUGUUGCAACGGAGGAGCUAAAAAUAGGAGGCACCAGAGGCUGGCGAUGUGAGAUCUCUCCAAGGAAGGCUGGAUGCAGAAGCGCAUCCAGAUGGAGAGCCAGAGAGCACCAUCUUAAAGCAAAAUGUCAAUUUUCUCCCCUUAAAAAAAGGCAUUGCUUCGUAACGAUUGGCCUGCCGCACAUCUCUCCGAUUCGAGCGCAUGCUACCAUGCCAAAGGCGCAAGGGAAGGAGGAGAGAGACACGUGGACGAUGCUGCCGCCGCCGGUGCAAAGACAGAAAGGGAAGACCACAGUCAGCGGCCAAAGAUGCUCGAGGGAUGAAGCCAGGUCUCUGGCCACACUGAAAUGUCAUCCUCGCCCUUGUCUUCCUCAUCCUCCUUUUCCAUCUUGGUCUGGUGACCGUGGCUACUAGUCCGUUGCAUUGCCACCAUGGUCCACACCGAAGGCAGUGCCCUUUUGAAGGCCGUCUGGCAGGGCAAGUUCCGCCUCACCCGCCUCCUCCUGGAAGGAGGUGCCUACAUCAACGAAGGCAACACUCAGGGUGAGACCCCCCUCAUCGCCGCCUGCGUGGCGCCCUACGAAGACCCCCGGAACAAGCCCCGCAUGGUGCGCUACCUCCUGGAGAACGGGGCCGACCCAAACAUCCCUGACAAAACGGGGAAGUCCGCCCUGAUGCAUGCCUGCGCCGGUGGGGCCGGUGCGGAGGUGGCCACGGUGCUUCUGGACCACGGGGCUGACCCCAGCGCCAAGGACUAUUCGGGGGCAUCGGCCUUAGUCUAUGCCAUCAACAAGGGUGACCGGGCAACGCUGCAGGUGCUCCUGGACGCUUGCAAAGCCAAAGGCAAGGAGGUCAUCAUCAUCACAACGGACACCUCCCCGUCUGGCACCAAGAAGACCAAGCAGUACUUGAAUUCGCCUCCGUCGCCAGGAGUGGAGGAGAAACGCUCGCCGGCCUUGUGCAUGUCACCCUCAGACAUUGAGCUGAGGACCGCUCAGUCUCCAGGAGCCAGCGAGAAGGAAGAGGAGAGGGACGUCUUCAACUUCACCAUGGCCACCAGGAUUGGCUGUGCCGCACUUCCGCACGCCAAAAGCAAAGAGGUAGAAGAGAAAGCCCUGGGGCUGCCUCCCAAAGGUCGACCCAAACCACUGAAGAGGUUGAACUCUGAGCCGUGGGGUUUGGUGGCUCCUUCUGCCUUGGCUGGGUCCCACCAAGAGAAAGCCCGGACCCCAGAAGACCGGAUGACGGCGGAGAUGAAUGGCCUGAGCAUCUCCAAAAGGCCUCCGUUGUCUCGCCGGCACAGUAUGGAAGGCCAGGAGUCCUCCUCCUGCUUCAAAAUGGCUGGCAACCAGGCCUUGGAGGAUGAGCAAGCCUCCAGCCUAGAAGCCUCCUGGGCUGAGAAGGUCCACAUCAGCCACCUCCACCAGUCGCUUGCUCGGCGCAACACGGCUCCCGAAACCCAAGAAGGCAUCCAAGGUGCUGGUCAGCGGGGUCCAGCACACCCCAAGCUGAACUGCUUGGAGCACCCCGAGUCUGACUCGCUGUGUCCCGACUCCAUCCCAGGUUCCCCCGACUCCGGCCGGGUGUCCAUAGAGAGGAAGAAGUACAACAUUUCCCCCUUGACCCUACCAUCCAGUUCCUCCCGGGAGAGCUUGGAGAACAUCCCAAACGCCGUCUCCCCGAUCACUAUGCGUCGCCGGGCUCCCAGCCUCCUCGAACGGAGGGGCUCCGGGACGAUGUUGCUGGACCACCUCGCCCAUAGUCGGCCGGGCUUCCUGCCUCCGCUCCAUUUGAACCCACAUCCUCCGCUUCGUGACCUCCGGUCCAACGGGAAGCCCUCCUCUCCGGCGCACAAGGGGCUCUUCCCCGUGGCCCCUUCUUCUCCGAAGGGCAAACGGCUGCUCCGGAGGCACUCCAUGCAAACGGAGCAGAUGAAGCAGCUAGUCACUUUCCAGACCCUCCUGGCCCAAGGCGACUCGGUGGCCAGCUAGGAAGGACGCCAUCCCGAUGGAUGAAUGGACCGCGUCCUUGUUUUCUCCAUCCAAGGGUGGGAAGGGGCUUGGAGAACCGUCUGCGAUGCCCUUCUCGCUCUCGUCACCAGCCUCCGGGCCCCGUAACGUCUUCGUAGUUGGGUUUCCACGUCUUCCUCCUCGCUCUCGUUUCCGGUCUUCUGUGUCGUAGCCGCCAUCUUUAUUCUCCUUGACCUCCUGGAUGUGGAAGUGGACGCUUAAAUGGACCAGAGUAAAAGGAAAGGAUAUUUCAAGUGGUGCCAUGGAAGAAAAGAACAAGUGAUCUGGGGGUCUGUUGGUCUCUCAUGGCUUUUCUUCCUACAAGAUUCCUAACCUGUUGGCCAUGUCUUUCUGAUGGGAAAGACUGACGGGGGUCCAUCAACAAACCCAACACACUCCAGGACCACUAUAUGGGAGAUGCUUGGUUGUCGGGUUUCCUCUCCCGUCCAAAAUUGGGACUGUCCUGGGUGACAAAUCUGAACGUAGAUGACCUAUCUGGUGAUGGCAGUGGAUGAGAUCCCCAAGGAGCAACCUCCAUCACAACCAAGUCCACACGCAAGAUGAUUCCUGCUGUGGCUAGCUGACCUCUAGGAACCCAACAACUCUAUGGUUUUAUGGACUAGUUGACCCCUGAGUAUCCUUCAACGCUAUCAUCUUAUGGACCAGCUGACCCCUAGGUACCCAACAAGUCUAUGAUUUUAUGGACUACUUGACCACUAAGUACCCUUCAACACUAUGGUUUUAUGGACUAGCUGACCUCUAGGUACCCUAAAACUUUAUGAUUUUAUGAAUUAGCUGGGCUCUGGGUAUCCUAAAACUCUAUGAUUUUAUGAAAUCCAAUUUGGAGGCCCAAUUUGGGCCUGGAAACUGGGCAUCUCGUGGGCACGAUGUUGCCUUCAAGGGUCCGUUCUCAGCCUCUUGGAAUGGGAUCCGCUCCUGCGUUGGUCACUGUUGUAUUUAUUCUUAUGACUGUUUGUAUGGUGUGUGUGUAUGCGUCCAGCGGGUCCCUGUACUUGGCUUGUGCAUGGGAGGUGGGAGGCCAGAUCCCAAGGGUUGCGUGCCCAAUUUCAGGGAAAGAGGACGCGUGAAUGUAUCCGCACAGUGGCAUUUAGUACCAGACGCCUGACUAUCUCAGCAUUUCCUUGCCUGGCAUCCUUGGAGGAGAGAUGAGCGCUCUCCCUUUGGAUGGAUCGGGGCUCACUUGGGUCGGUUCCUGGACCAAAUCAGGUUCCCCUUGGGUCUACCAACAGUUUCCCAACCAAAUCCAGGUCUGUUUACAAGACUGUCAUGGCAUCACUGGAGGAAAACCCUCCGAAAUAUUGAACCUGGGGACAAUGCAGUUGGCGUGAUUUGCAAAAUCUCUGGGCGACAGAUUUCUUUCUUCCAAAUGCAAACCAGACAAAGCUUCCUUCUAUCCUUACUCACAAGGAGAGCCAUGCCUUUUCAUGCUCCGUUCUGGAAAGGCUGGGCCUGCAUUGUCCUUAUUCCUGGGAUCCAUUUGCAAAUUCCCUGCUCAAAUCCUUUCCUCCAUCCAUCCAGGGAGGGUUAACGGAUUCCGUUGAUCCAUUGUGUCUAUUAUGUCCCAAUGGAGGCCAAACUACCUGGGAUGUGGACCUAGUCACAAUCCGAGUAGACCCAUUCGAAUCAAUGGAAAAAUGUGAGUAUUGACCUAUCCGGUUUCCACUGAUUCCUUCUGGCUUUGUUAGAGCCUUGAGUCCAUCUCCCAAGGCUCUAACCAUUUCCCCACAUUGCCUUUGGAGAUGCUUUUGGGGGUCACCCCAGCCUCAACCAACUUAAAUCUGGGGGUCAUUCAAAACUGCUUGGGAUGCCUGGGUUUUAGCCUGAGCUUUAAAGGCAAUGCCCAUGUUGCUGCAUCUUGGAUGGGUUGCAAUGCUCAGCAGCCAGGACCUUGCCAUUAAAUUUCAGGCUAAAAGCCAGAGCGGAUUCCCUUUGGACUCCUUCUCAAGAUGUCCGAACAAUGGUUCGAUUCACCCUCCCAAAAUUCUUUGGCCUGAGAGCAAGGUUUCUCAGCAUCCUGGGGAAAAGGGUCUUCCGAAGGGAUGCCAUGGCAGCUCAUUCUUCGGAUGGGGAAAUAAAGUCAGCUCCAGUCUGGGAGGGUGCCUUCAAUCGCCAUUGAGAUGGAGGCUCCCUCUACAUCCUUCCUCUUCCUCUUCUUCCUCCAGCGUCUUUGCUGGGCCUUGGCUUCUUCCAAAAUGGGGCUUAAUGCACCGACCCAUGUCUGUAUGUGCCUUUGACACCAUAAGGGUGACAAAGGGGUGCCAAUGGGGUGGCAUAGGUCUUUCCAGCUCCUUCCUGCGCUCUCUCCGAAGGCCAGGCAAAGCAAUAGAACUAGGAACAACACUUGAAGUUAUGAGCCCUUCCAAGGAUGCCCUCUUCCUUGGGUCACAAAUAGGCUCAUGUUGGGAUAUAUAGUCCAGACCUAAUCCAUUUAGGGCUUCCUAGGUCACAACCAGCACUUUGAAGAGUGCUUGGACACUGACUUGCAAACCAGUGGCUCAUUGGCGCUGGUGCAUGGUUGCGCAUGGGUUUGAGAGUUGCACAUUCAGGGUCCCAGUUCCAUUGUGUGCGCAUCACCCUUGGUGCGUGGUUGCACAUGGGUUUGAAGGUUGUGCAUUCAAAGUCUCGAUUCCAUUGUGUGCGCAUCAUCCUUGGUACAUGAUUGCUCAUGGGUUUGAUGGUUGCGCAUUCAGGGCUUCAGUUCCCUUGUGCGCAGUCAUCAUCCAACCGAUGGCAUCUCAGGCUUAAUGCUUCACUCCAGAGGCAGGGAUCCGAACCCGGCGCCCUCGACAGCCCCAUGAUCCAUCCUAAUGACCCUUUAUUUAUUUAGGGAGGGGAUAAUCAAUUAUUAUUAUUAUGAUGAUGAUGAUGACUAUUAUCUUUGCACUUUCUGGUCUUUCUCUUCCAUUUGUCGUAAAAGCACAAUGUCGCCCUCCUGUGGCCAAACGCACAACUUGCCGAAAGGCGGAAACGCCGCCUCUCCGUUAAUAGAGCUUUUUUUCUGUGCUGCAGAGUCCAAUAGAAAUAGAUAUGAAAUGACAUAUACAGUAUAGAUAGAUAGAGAUACAUAUAUAUAUAU
Molecule: messenger RNA, 5537 nt
Organism: Sceloporus undulatus (fence lizard)
Lineage: Eukaryota; Metazoa; Chordata; Lepidosauria; Squamata; Phrynosomatidae
Gene: ANKRD34A
Product: ankyrin repeat domain 34A
Exons: 3
Coding region: 863-2422 (519 amino acids)
Molecular function (GO): protein binding
Source: RefSeq, a predicted model, not a curated record